AUGGGCGUGAAGUCCCGCAAGGCAACUCCGGCCGCGGCGGAAACCCCGGCGGUUCCCGGCGGGGUGUUGGAUAGCAAAGCGACCGGUGGGGAGCUGGCUUCGGCCGGCGACUUGGAGCAAGGCACGUUGGCUCUGGGCGCCUCCGGGGCGGACCGGGACGGGGCUCUACUGCUGGAAGGGACGGGCAGGGAAGGCGGCGGGAGGCGCUCGGCGCCCGCCAUCGGCUUGCUGGCCAAGACCCCGCUGAGCCGGCCGGUCAAGAGGAACAACGUCAAGUACCGGCGGAUCCAAACCUUGAUCUACGACGCGCUGGAGCGGCCGCGGGGCUGGGCGCUGCUCUAUCACGCCUUCGUAUUUCUGAUUGUGCUGGGAUGCCUGAUUUUAGCAGUGCUGACCACUUUUGGAGAAUACGAAAAGGCUUCUGGAUAUUGGCUGUUGCUUUUGGAAACUUUUGCCAUUUUCAUAUUCGGAGCAGAAUUUGCCUUAAGGAUCUGGGCAGCUGGCUGCUGUUGUCGAUACAAGGGAUGGCGCGGGAGGCUGAAAUUUGCCAGAAAGCCUCUGUGUAUGUUGGAUAUCUUUGUACUGAUCGCCUCUGUCCCAGUGGUAGCUGUUGGCAACCAAGGCAAUGUCCUAGCUACAUCUCUGAGAAGUCUCCGUUUCCUCCAGAUCCUGAGGAUGCUGCGUAUGGACCGGAGAGGUGGCACCUGGAAGCUUCUGGGAUCAGCUAUUUGUGCACACAGCAAAAUUACGCUGGCAACAAUCGGCUACGGGGACAAGACACCCAAAACCUGGGAAGGGCGCUUGAUCGCAGCAGGGUUUUCCUUAAUCGGAGUUUCAUUUUUUGCCCUUCCGGCUGGCAUUUUGGGUUCAGGACUGGCCCUAAAAGUCCAGGAACAACAUCGCCAAAAGCACUUUGAAAAAAGAAGGAAACCGGCAGCUGAACUCAUACAGGCUGCCUGGAGGUACUACGCUACUAAUCCUAAUAGGAUAGAUCUUGUUGCCACGUGGAGGUUUUACGAGACUGUGGUAUCAUUCCCAUAUUUCAGGAAAGAACAAGUGGAUGGAACCAGCCAAAAGCUGGGUCUCUUGGAUCGGGUUCGUGGUAGCAAUCCUAAAGGAAAGCUGUUUACUCCUCUGAAUGUAGAAGCAAUUGAAGAAAGUCCUUCCAAAGAGUCUAAGAACGUUGUCCUGAUUAACCGAGAUCGAUUGCGCACUGCCUUCCGAAUGAAAGCUUAUGCAUUCUGGCAAAGCUCAGAAGAUGCUGGAACAGGGGACCCCUUGGCAGAAGACCGGGGAUACAGCAAUGAGCUGCUCAUGGAAGACCUCAUCCCCACACUGAAGAUGGUCAUCCGAGCUGUCAGGAUCCUGCAGUUCCGCCUCUAUAAGAAGAGAUUCAAGGAGACUUUGAGGCCUUAUGACGUAAAGGAUGUGAUCGAGCAAUAUUCAGCUGGACAUCUCGACAUGCUUUCCAGAAUCAAAUAUCUUCAAGCAAGAAUAGAUAUGGUUUUUGCACCUGGGCCUCCAUCAACUCCCAGACACAGGAAAUCUCAGAAAGGAAGCACAUUCUCCUACCCUUUGCAGCAGUCUCCAAGGAAUGAGCCAUUCAUAAGUAAAGCAUCUGCAGAUGAUCCCGAAGACCAAAGCAUGAUGGGAAAAUUUGUCAGAGUUGAAAGACAGGUCCACGACAUGGGGAAGAAGCUGGAUUUCUUAGUAGACAUGCACAAGCAGCACCUGGGCCAGCUGCAGGUCCAGGUCACCGACGCGUGUCCGUUGAAAGAAGCCACGUCCCCGGCUGAGGACAACCGGUUUUCUGAAUUGAAAUCCAUCAUUUACAAAUACUCCAAGCCUUCCAUUCAUGAGCUGUCUCCAAGCUUCCAUCACGUUCCCGUGAACAAAGUCCCGCCUUUCGGGUUCUCAAGCCAGGACUGUGGUCACAACCCACUUUCACUGUCCUUCAGUGGCCAGAACUCAGGCCGAUGGCAAGCCAUGCCCUUCUCCACUGCCUACUCAGAAAGGCCCACUGUCCUGCCAAUAGUGACUUUCAUGGAUCCUCAGGUUUCGUUCCAGUCCCCACCGAGAGAGCUCUGGAGCCCUCAGUCAGACAGAUUCUCCUCACGACAGAGGCAAAGAGACAGCGACACCCCCUUAUCCCUGCUCUCGGUCAAUCACGAGGAACUGGAACGCUCCCCGAGCGGGUUUAGCAUCUCUCAAGACAGAGAUGAUUUCCUGUUUGGCCCAAAUGGCGGAACCAGUUGGAUGAAGGAAAAACGCUAUUUGGCUGAGGGGGAAACGGACACAGACACCGACCCUUUCACUCCCAGCGGGUCUAUGCCUCUGUCCUCCACAGGGGACGGGAUUUCCGAGUCAAUAUGGACUCCUUCAAGCAAGCCAAUUUAAUCUUCUCUAUGGGUGGGGGUUGCAGGGGCGGGGAUGUGGGAGGGUGGAGAUCUGGACUGGCUUUUUCUUGUCCUGUAAACUUACAACUUUGUAUAUCUUACGAUACCUGCCCAAAGCUUCCUCCCGCCAAAAGCAAAAAGCAAGCCACCACACCCAUCCCUUCAACCCCCGACGGCUGUUCUGCAUGCUGGUAUUCGUGGACGUCUUCCUCCACCAUUUCACACAGUUGAGCGAUGCAGUUCUUCUCAUUAUUCUGCCGAAACGAAGCGGGGU
Molecule: messenger RNA, 2670 nt
Organism: Pseudonaja textilis
Lineage: Eukaryota; Metazoa; Chordata; Lepidosauria; Squamata; Elapidae
Source: RefSeq, a predicted model, not a curated record